Messenger RNA from Linum tenue, 1769 nucleotides. The record is from the annotation of a GenBank genome assembly. NCBI's taxonomy places the organism in Eukaryota, Viridiplantae, Streptophyta, Magnoliopsida, Malpighiales, Linaceae.
CGUUCGUCGGGGUGCGAUCCCGGCAGGAGGCGAAAUUGUGCGCCCAGGAAAAUACAACUGGUAGGUGUGAGUCUGCAGGUCAAUUAAAGAAAUGGAGUGCGCCGGCAGGGGAAGCAGAGGACCGUGCGUCGCUCCGGCCACAAGGCGAUGCGGUGGAUGCGGCGCAGUUGCUUAUUGCUCCGUCUCUCAUCAGCUUUCGCACUGGGAUCACCAUAAGCAAGAAUGCGAGAGGUUGGAGCAGCAAAUGAAGCGCGUCGAAGCCUUGAACGAGUUCCCUUUCACUUUCUCCGAAGAAGCUACUCUGGAGGUGUUUGAAAAGCGGGAGAGUAGGUGUUCGUUCUUGAGCAAAAGAGGGAUCCAUGGAUUGGGAAUGUGGAAGUAUGAAUGCGGCUGCGGAGACUCUCUUGCUUCUGCUAAUUCCACAAGGUUUUCUGGUUUAAACCGUAUCAACUAUGUUGUUGCUUUGAUGGAAUGCGCUGCCAAACGAGAAAUGACCUCAUCUGAUGUUGAAAUUUGGCUUUCUACCAAAGAAAAAAAGAAUUGGGGUCAAGAUUGAAGUAGUGGAAACUCAUUCAUGUUCAGAAGUAACAAGCAAUUUUUGGCAUUUGAUUCGGCUAACAGGUCAGAACGAGAAAGUUGGAAUCUCCCUCGCGAGCUAUGCCCUUGUAGUGGGCCAGCGUCUUUAAAGUCGGAUGCUUUGAGCAAUUGGAAAGAUUACUUUGAGUGGAGGUGUCUACCCCUCCAUUCACCAGUUGCUCUGCUUCUUCAUUGGCCACUCCUUGUAUAUUACGCCACUCAAAUUGCUUUUUCGGGGAAAUCAGGUGUUGAGACGACCAAGCAACUCUUUAUACACUAUAUUGGGCCUGAGAAAGAGCUUUUUCAACUUGCUGCUUUUGGGGAGUUGUGUGCACUCUUUCCUGGUGUACGCAUCCAUGUAGAGCUUGUUGGACCAGCCAUUCCAGAGAAGAGGGAUGGUGAGAAGAUCGAUAUAGAUGAUUAUGCCCAUUGUCAGGGUGCAGAUUGCAUGUGCAGAUCUUCCAGCCUGAAUAAAGGGUCAGCUGUUAGCUCUUGCAUGUCUUCUGCUGUGACACUAAGGCUGCGAAAAGGAUUUUACCAUGACCGUUAUAGAGAUAUAACUGAGGAUUCAUUUCCUCACCUUGUCGUUGCUCCUAAUGCUGGCAUUGCAGCUUAUCCAAGUUGGUUACCUACUAUAGAGCUGAUAAAGGAGAUGAACAUUCCAGCGGUAUUUUCUGAUUACUGCGAAGAAGCUUGUCAUCUAGCAGCUCGGUGCAUACACAGUGUGACUGGCCAUCCUAUUAGAAUUCCUAUUCAAUUGAAUCCUUUCAGGCAGCCACUGGUGGUAGAGAACAGCCCUCUUUUUAUUCCUUGCUACCCCAAUUGCUUCCUGUUUGGGAUUUGAGAAGUGAUAACAUCUGCUGUGGAACGAAUGUGGAAGUACUGAACAAAAAGCUGUACGUCGGGCAAUGUGUACGUAUAGGUUUACCUUUCCUUUUCCAUGGUUUUGAUAAUCUCUUACUUAAACACAGUUUAUCAAACAUUUGCAGUUAUCUGUGUUAGUAUAUCUGGGCCAUUCAUCUUUAAUGGCAAUUUGACGGUGGAACUUUUGUGAUAAUUCUACUUGAGAAUGCGAUGUGAAUGAUGUAUAAAUAGUAAUGUCGAACCAUCUUCUAGGAAAGCCAAAACAGAGCAUGGCAGAAACUAAUCCCAGAAUCAAGCGUUUUUGUUCCUUGCAUUCUCUUACGGCUGUG